Messenger RNA from Trichoderma reesei QM6a, 1056 nucleotides. RefSeq lists its product as uncharacterized. The record is from RefSeq and is a predicted model, not a curated record. The coding region runs from base 97 to 1056 and encodes 319 amino acids. Gene Ontology annotation, cellular component: endoplasmic reticulum membrane; endoplasmic reticulum-Golgi intermediate compartment; COPII-coated ER to Golgi transport vesicle. Gene Ontology annotation, biological process: endoplasmic reticulum to Golgi vesicle-mediated transport. Lineage: Eukaryota; Fungi; Ascomycota; Sordariomycetes; Hypocreales; Hypocreaceae. The transcript is spliced from 4 exons.
GCUCGACGCGCCCUCGGCCUCUCUCAACUCGAGUCUCAAAGCAUCCCCGCCCUUCAUCUUCUGCCUUUUCCCAUCUUCUUUGUUUCACUCAACGACAUGCAUCGAGCGGCGCAAUCGCCUCCUCUGCACCAUCCGGUGCCGCAGCACGUGUCGACCGUCCCCCAGCUCCGAUCUCCGCCUCCGCCUCCAGGGUCCGCGCAGUCGCAUGGGCUCGGCUAUGGCGGGAAUCCGUACCAGCAGCAGGGCGGCAACAUCGGCAAUGCCUUUGGCGCAUACGGACAGUUUAUGAACGAUCCCACGGCCCAGGUGGCGGCGCAGUUUGGCCAGACGGCCUUCAAGCACGGCCAGGAGUACGUGGAGCAGAAUAUUGGCCGCUACGUCAACGUCUCCGCGCUCAAGUACUACUUCAACGUCUCCAACUUUUACGUCGUCAACAAGCUAUUCCUCGUCCUCUUCCCAUGGAGGCACAAGCCCUGGUCCCGCAAGCAGGCUGUGGGCGCAAACGGCCAAGAACUGCGCUAUCUGCCCCCUCGCGACGACAUCAACAGCCCCGAUAUGUACAUACCAGUCAUGGCAUUGGUCACGUAUAUUCUCCUGUCUACAUUGGUAGCUGGUGUAAGGGGCCAGUUCAACCCCGAGCUCUUGGGAUACACGGCGACGAUCGCGCUCGGCGUGGUGAUUUUCGAGAUUAUCGCGCUCAAAGUGGGAUGCUACCUUUUGAGCAUCUCCAGCCAGUCCCAGCUCCUCGACCUGAUUGCGUAUUCUGGAUACAAGUUUGUCGGCAUCAUUGUGACCAUUGCCAUUGCAGAGAUUGUCAACGGUGGAAAGGGCACCGGAGGCUGGAUUGGAUGGCUGGUUUUUAUCUACACCUUCCUGGCCAACUCCCUUUUCCUGAUGCGAUCGCUAAAGUACGUCCUCCUGCCUGAGACAGCCGCCAACUCGGGAGGUCCUAUGCAGACCGACACCAGGGUGAAGCGCAACCAGCGGACACAGUUCCUCUUCUUCUACUCGUACCUUGUGCAGCUCUUCUUCAUGUGGCUGCUCACAAGACCUUGA